CCUCUUGUUGCACCGCAGGCAGAUUUUUACAAGAAGAGCAUCGUGGAAUGUUUCUAUGAGUUUCCCCAGGAAAACGAACCAGACGCCGAGCGCAUGCGCACCCGGUCUGCAGCUCUGGAAAAGAUGAGAAUGAUUCACCAGGCACUAGCCAAUCCGGCUGCUCUGUUUCGGGAUAAAAAGGACCCGGCGGACACCGAUGAGGACGUUGAAAUCGACAGCAGACGAGCAUCGACGCGCGAGGGCCGACGCGCCGGACCGACGACAGAACAGACGCCGAUGCGAUGCAGACCGGACGGCGCCCCCGACUCACUCUCACUCUCACCCGCGCACGAGACGCCGGAUCGACAGGACGGGCGCGAACAGCAGAACUUUGUGGCACGGGUAAGCUACACGAUCGUGCAGUAUAUGCUCGCGAACGCUGCGCGGAAGGCGUUCUUAGUGUGCCCGCGUCGCGACGAGUUACCCGAACGCCACGGAGACGAAUUGAUAUUCUCCGACAUCCAAUUUCUUCGACGCCUGUACGAAAGUUUACCGGAAGUACUGCGAGAUAAAAUUACAAUUACCCCAGCGCGGCAGCAGGAUGGAUUCGUAACCCUUGACUAUGAAUGCAACAAAUUAAAGAGCUUCCUUACGACGAAUGGCUUUUUGCCUUUGUCGUGUCGCGCGCUUUCCGUUCAGUUUUCCGGCAGGCGCCUGGCCUCGCUCAAUGCUCAAGCAUCGGACUGUGAUCCAGGAUUCAUCGAAAGCACGCAACCACACACCUUCGAUUCGCCCAAAAUCUCUGCAGAGGAUUUGCGUGCUAAGAAGCGGAAACUCAACAAUGCUUGAUUGUCGACAUUUGACGCAGACAAGUAACUGGGCUUGGUUACUCAAUUUUGCUGAGCUUUUGGAUAGUCUUUCGAUCUCUAUUCAGUUGAUGAGCUAUUUAACUACGAUCUCCGGAUUGGGUAUUCAUCUAAUUUGCAAGACCAUGACAACUAAACUUAAAUCAUCACUCGCGGCUGGCAACGAUGGACGUUGACCACGCAUACGCAAUCGCAAUAGAAACGCUGAGCUUUCAUUUUUGACGGAGCCUAUUGAAACACAUCGGUGGGCGUCCAUCAGCGUAUAUGCGCUGAAGCUACGAUUUGAAAUGCAGCUAUUUACUUGAGC
Molecule: messenger RNA, 1152 nt
Organism: Amoebophrya sp. A120
Lineage: Eukaryota; Dinophyceae; Syndiniales; Amoebophryaceae
Source: the annotation of a GenBank genome assembly